Messenger RNA from Lottia gigantea (owl limpet), 3059 nucleotides. RefSeq lists its product as hypothetical. The coding region runs from base 52 to 2424 and encodes 790 amino acids. Lineage: Eukaryota; Metazoa; Mollusca; Gastropoda; Lottiidae. Gene Ontology annotation, cellular component: extracellular region. Gene Ontology annotation, molecular function: serine-type endopeptidase inhibitor activity. The record is from RefSeq and is a predicted model, not a curated record. Gene Ontology annotation, biological process: innate immune response; antibacterial humoral response. The transcript is spliced from 22 exons.
GGCAAUGAAUGAAAACGCAAUUCAUUUUGGUUGAGAGGAUUUCAUAGUAAAAUGAGGUUACUCAUAUUUACUUUGAGUUUGUUAGUAGCAGUAGUAAGGUCUGUAGAUGCGUCACAGUGUCCCGAACCACCAUCAGGAUUUGGACCCUGUGUUAUUACAGAUGCCAAUUGUCUUACAGAUUCUGAAUGUUCAAACGGUCAGAUUUGUUGCCCUCAUUUAUGUGGUAAAAUAUGUAAAGAUAAAGUGAGUUUGACUGUCGUUAAACCAGGUACCUGUCCAUCGAAUGCUGCCAUAUCAUGCUUCGUAGGUAGUGUUGCUGAUACUUGUAGUUCUGAUAGCGAUUGUCCGGGAAACCAGAAGUGUUGUAAUUUGUGUGGUAAAAACUGUUCACCACCACAGGGAUCAGCUCCUCAGUUACCCCCCAUCGGUCUCCCUGCUCCUCCUCCAGUUUGCCCUCCAGUUUGUGCAAUCGCAUGUGAAUAUGGAAAUGUACUUGAUCAAAACGGCUGUCCAACGUGUUCAUGUAAAAAAACACCAUGUAAAGGAGAAGCUCCACUAACCUUAGAUAGGAAUGGUAAUACCAUUAAUUGUGGUCGUGGAGGAGUAAGAUGUCCACUAAAUUCAGAAUGUAAAAUUCAUCCAGCUGAUGCUUAUGCUCUAUGUUGUCCAAUAGAACCUGAUGACCCAAAACCAGGUGUAUGCCCAAAGUUACCUAAUCCACUACCACGAUGUUUAAUAUUCCAAAAUGAUUGUAAGCAAGAUAGCGAGUGUCCUGGUGAUCAGAAAUGUUGCAGUGUCACAUGUGGAAUUGGGUGUAUUGACCCUGUAAAACUAUGUCCAGUUGUUGAUUGUUUACAAUAUUGUGAGUUUGGUUACAGACUUGAUUCAAACGGAUGUCAAACCUGUCAAUGUAAAAAAUCGCCCUGUGAAGAUGAAGCACCAAUGACCCUGGAUAGCACUGGUAAUACCAUUAAUUGUGGCCGUGGAGGAGUAAGAUGUCCAUCGAACUCGGAAUGCAAAAUUCAUCCAGCUGAUAGAUAUGCUGUCUGUUGCCCAAAAGUUUGCCCUCCCGUUUGUGAAAUAUAUUGUGAAUUUGGAAAUGUACUUGAUGAAAACGGCUGUAAAACAUGCAAAUGUAAAAAGUCACCCUGUGAAGAUGGAGCACCAAUGACCCUAGAUAGCAAUGGUAAUACCAUUAAUUGUGGUCGUGGAGGAGUAAGAUGUCCAUUAAAUUCAGAAUGUAAAAUUCAUCCAGCUGAUAGAUAUGCUGUCUGUUGCCCAAAAGUUUGCCCUCCAGUUUGUGCAAUCUAUUGUCAAUAUGGAAAUGUACUUGAUGAAAACGGCUGUGCAACGUGUACGUGUAAAAAAACACCAUGUAAAGGAGAAGCUCCACUAACCUUAGAUAGGAAUGGUAAUACCAUUAAUUGUGGUCGUGGAGGAGUAAGAUGUCCACUAAAUUCAGAUUGUAAAAUUCAUCCAGCUGAUGCUUAUGCUGUUUGUUGUCCAAAAGAACCUAGUCCGGUUUGCAAAUUCGGUAGUUGUCCAGUGCCACCUUCAUCAUUUCUUUUAAGAUGUGCCAGCAUUGACCGAUGUAAAUAUGACAGUGAAUGUGAAGGAACGAAGAAAUGCUGUAAACAUCCUUGUGGAAGGCAAUGUCGAGAUAUUGUCAAGUCUAAACCAGGUGUUUGUCCCAAGAAAGCCGACCCAACACUAGUGCUUUGUAAACGACGUGGAGAUGAUUGUUAUGAAGAUGCUACUUGUCCCGGAAGUCAGAAAUGUUGUCAAGGUGCAUGCGGAAAUGCAUGUAUGGACCCUCGUUUAACCUCUACUGACCAUGCAGGUACAUGUCCUGCUUUGGACCCAAAAAUACAGUCAUUAAUCUUAUGUGCAAGCCUUGACACUGAAUGCGAGUUAGAUAGUGAUUGUAAAGUUGAUCAAAAAUGCUGUAAGGAUUAUUGUGGUAUUAAAUGUGUCAAAAGCGUACCAAAGCCAAUAAUCAAAAAAGGUACUUGCCCGCGUUUAAGAUAUAGAUGUCGCCGAAAACGACGUGACUUCUGUCGCUCAGAUGGUGACUGUCCGGGGGACAGAAAAUGUUGUAGACUUCCAUGUGGAUAUAAAUGUAGACGUCCUAAAAGAAUUCCAAUCAUCAGAAAGGAAUGUCCAGCUGUAAACACACACCCCAUCUAUAAACUGUUUUGUUCUCCUCCAUUAAAUCCACCAUGUCAAGUUGAUAGAGAUUGUCCUCAAGGUAAAAUAUGUUGUCCCGGAGUUUGUGCUAACAGAUGUUUGAAGGCACCAACCAAACCAGUUUGUGAUCCAAAUCCUUGUGGAGAUGCCCAGAUAAAAUGCCAAUAUGGUCAGACGAAAGAUGAAAAUGGUUGCUUGUUGUGCCAAUGUAAGUCGUAUGACUUUAAGAUGUCUUAAAAGAAUUUUGAUCUAAGGACCUUGCUGCGGUAUUGCAUUUUUGGCCUUUUAUAGAUUUUACUUUAAGUUUCGUGUUUUGAUACUACAUCUUAAAACAAGGUUUAGAUACUUCCAUGAUAAGGGUACUUCCGGAUCUUACCUAUUGGUGUUUCUUUGGUAUAUUUAGUGUACUAAUUGUUGGUAUUUCUGUAGGUAACCAGUGUCCAAAUGGUCAAGUUAUAGUCAACUGUUUCGCCGAUCCAUGUCAAGUUAGCAUAUGUAAUAAUCCAGCAGGAAUACGAUGUGUGUAAGUAUUCAACAAUAUGUAUAUGAAUCCCAAUAUGAAAACCUGUUGAUAUACUAAGGGAGAUUUGUUAUUUUCUUAAUAUUUUGUUUUUUUAUAAAUUAUUAUUAUGCAGUUGCAUAAAGGGAUUUUCUGAAAGAAAUACUGAUCUGUAAUCUGUAGAUCUCAAAGAUCUAUCAUAAUAAAAAUUUAAUUUCAUGCACUUCUCUUUCAGAUCUAACUACUGUGGUGGUUGUAACGCAGUGUAUUAUGAUGCCAACAACAAUGAAGUGGACUGUUCUGUAUCUAUGAAAGGAAAAUAAACCCUAAGAAAUCCAAUAUAUUCCCAGAGUAAUAAAAUGUAACCCUGUUA